AGGAGCUGCACUUUGCCGACGAGCAUCUCUGCCGUCCUGCUUCACCACAGUGAUCACUGCCUCACUGAUCUGCGAAAAUACACAGGGACUUCUCCGCAAAAUAGCAGACUUCAUCAAUGUAACUCCGGUCAGUCAGAAACUGCGCCGUUUAGCCGGAUAAGUCCAUCUUGACGAGACGAGAGAAAAAAGAGAGAAAGAAAAAAAGUGUCAAGCGAGAGUGGAGUGUUGACGUGAAAUCGUGAAGGAAAAGAGAAGAAUAUGAUUGUCAAGCAACACUUGAUCUUCAUCCUUUACAGCCUCUCUGCAAGCGUCUUUAAAGUGGCUGGGACAAAAAACAAAGCGAAAGGUAGCCAAGGUCAGUUUCCCAUCACUCAGAAUGUGACGGUGGUGGAGGGGGGCACAGCCAACAUGACCUGUCGAGUGGAUCACAAUGAUAACACUUCCCUCCAGUGGUCAAACCCUGCACAACAAACUCUGUUCUUUGGGGACAAAAAAGCUCUGAGGGACCACAGAAUUGAACUGAUACGAGCCUCAUCACAGGAGCUCACCAUCAGAAUCAGUGACGUCAGCCUGUCCGAUGAGGGCCAGUAUACAUGCUCGCUCUUCACCAUGCCCGUUAAGACCACCAAGGCAUUCCUCACUGUUUUAGGAAUGCCGGGACGUCCAGAGAUCACAGGAUUUACAAAACCAGCCAUGGAGGGUGAAGAAAUCACCCUGAUAUGCAUCACAUCAGGCAGCAAACCUGCUGCUAACAUUCGAUGGUUCCGAAAUGACAAGGAGGUCCAAGGCACUAAGGAGGUCAAUGCUACAGGGAAGUCAUUUACAGUAAAGAGUAGUCUCCAGUUCCAGGUGGACAAGCGGGAUGAUGGUGUCGCUUACACCUGCAGCGUUGAGCAUGUGUCUCUAUCCAAACCCUACAUGACAACUGAGGUCUUGGAGGUCCACUAUGCCCCCCAUGUUGAGAUAGCACAUUCACUGAUUAUUCCACAAGAAGGACAAUACUUCAAACUGGAGUGUGUUUCCAUAGGCAACCCACGACCUGAACCAGUGCUGUGGUCUAAAGAUGGAGGAGAACUGCCAGACAUUGAACGCAUGAUUGUGGAGGGCAGAGAACUUACCAUCACCACCCUAAACAAAACGGACAAUGGCACAUACCGCUGUGAGGCCAGCAACCACGUGGGGACCAGCUUUGCUGAAUACAUAUUAUUUGUAUAUGCCAAAGACUUUCCAGGGUCUACAACAGAUCCUAAUGCAUUAGGACAACAUGGACCUGAUCACGCUUUAAUCGGUGGCGUAGUUGCAGUCGUGGUCUUCAUCACCUUGUGUUUGAUAAUAGUUCUUGGACGAUAUCUGGCUAGACAUAAAGGAACAUAUCUAACACAUGAGGCCAAAGGAGCAGAGGACGCCCCCGACGCCGACACAGCAAUCAUCAAUGCAGAAGGAAACCAUGUGCAUGCAGAGGAAAAGAAAGAGUACUUCAUUUAGACUUUUUACCGCUUCUCCUUUGUUCCAUCUUUCAACAGCAGACAUGCAAUUUUAAGCUGCCUCAGUGCCACCACAUGAUCUGUUUUAUUUUACUUGGUUUUCCUAUUGUCUUUUUUUCAGAAAGCUCAUGCUUGGAUUUGCUUGUUUUCUAAGCAUUCGCUGACAAAAUAGCUUUCUCAUUUUCUAAUUAAUACAAACCAUGUACAACUGAAUUAGAUUUUUUCAGUUUUCUGGUGCCUAAAUGCUGUACAUUUUUCUGCAUUUAUUUAUCUCUACUCUCUCUUACUUAAGGUGAUGCACAACUUUUUUGCAGAUUUUUAAAAAUUCACAACAACAAACGUGCUCCAUCUCAACACAUAUUAGCUUUUCAAAGUGGUUUACUUUAAAAGCAAAAGUCAUGCGCUACAUCAAUUUAUCAAACAUUAACAUCAAAUGAAUUUUUAUGGCUUAAACUAUUGUUUUUGGAUGUUGCCUGGAAUUUAUCCCCUCCACAGCCAUUAUGCACAUGUUUCUAAUGUCAUAAAACAGAUUUUGAUAGAGCGAAAUGUAGAAGCACAGUCUUUGCGAUUGUCAGAUCAGCUCAAUUCUAUCUUGGCACCGUUUGUAUAAUACUGCACUGAUUUAUUUCUGUUUUUCCCCUUUUUUGCUCACACUGUUGUUUUUAUACCAACAGAGAAGUUAGAAAAUUAAAGCACAAAGUCUGAGGACUAACAAAGAGGGAAAACACGUCAACUGUUUCUUGUCUCAGGAUUCAAUAUGAGUCUAGAUGAAGAUACCGAGUCCAACACACGAUGAACAUUUCAGUUAUCGUCAUGAAUGAGGAACUUUAAUUUUUGUUAGCUAUUUGAUGUAAAAUCCAAACUGAAUGAAUGGAACCUUGCUUUGGUUCAUUAUUUAUGUUGAAUUUUAUUCAAACAACUAUGCUUAAUGUGUGGAUAUUGCUGUAAAAUACUUUGCUAACGUGAAUAUUGGUGAACAAUAUUGUUGAAUCUUGGAAUCCCUGACACAUUACAAUUUGUAUAUUAGCAUAUACAGUAUUUAAAGGAUUCUACCAGUCUUUUUUAAUCAUUUACCUUAAAAAAAUCUGUUUUGCCACAAGACAUGUAAGUAUUUGAUUUUAAGGAAAGGAAAGAAAAAAAUACUUGUAGUAACUUUUGAUUUAAUGUCAUAUCAGUUUCUGUCAUUUUGAUGAGUGUUUUCACACUUUUUGAGGAUUUCUUCAAACAGGGAUUCUAAUGAAUUGCAUAAAAUAAAAAAAUAAAUAUAUGUAUUUAUUAUUAUGACUAAUUGACAUUUAUUAUAUACUAUAUUGAUCAAUAUUGCUGUUAAUACUAAGGUAGUUGUCUGACAUUGACUUUUCCAUUUUUUGAUUCAGUAACUUAUCAUGAAAAAAAGAAAAAAAAACAUACAAGGAUCACCGUUAUGGCCUUUGAGUUUGCUGCGAACCGUACCGACAUGUUGAGGCAUUGGUGAAUCAGACAUCCCCUCAUUGUACAUAAUCACUGUAUCAAAGACACUGAAGUACAUUGCCAAUGCUCAUACAUGUUAUUUUGUUAGUUCUGUAUGAUGCUAUAAAAAAACUCAUUUUGUACAAAAACUUGAUUGCUGUAAUUAAUUUGCUUUUUAUGAAGGAUGUGUGAGGUUUGCUUUUUUUCCUCAGUAUUGGAUAUUCAUUUUUCAACUAUGCCACUGUAAAAAUGAAAAAAAGAGAGAAAGAGCGGAUUAAAAUAUGAAUAAAUUCAAAAC
Molecule: messenger RNA, 3231 nt
Organism: Melanotaenia boesemani (Boeseman's rainbowfish)
Lineage: Eukaryota; Metazoa; Chordata; Actinopteri; Atheriniformes; Melanotaeniidae
Gene: cadm2b
Product: cell adhesion molecule 2b
Exons: 11
Coding region: 259-1485 (408 amino acids)
Source: RefSeq, a predicted model, not a curated record